CGCUGGGGCUGUUGUACAGGGUUCCAAUUCUGAUUUUGGUGGGGUUGAACCUUGCUGGUCAUGGGAAUUGCUGUACUUUGAGCUGCCACGAGUCACACUUUUACCCCUUCUUUUUGAACAUCAACUGAAAUGGAAACCAUUGUUGAGCCUUGGGCUCCAAUGUUUCAACACCACAAAAGGGAUGGAUUCGAAGUAACCCCCCCUGGUGAUUGAAUUAUGUUUCAACCAUAUUAGUUGCCGGUUUGGGCUGGGGGCAGAUUCUUGUGGUGAUGUUGUGGUGGCUUAUGGACUUCACCACCCGGGCUACCUUGUGACCUGUGUGGAGGAGAAGGACAUAUGCAUGGCUAUUCCCACCAUCACACCUUUGACCUUCACUCUCUUUUUGGGUCAAUUUUUUUGCAUGAGCAUGGUGAUGCCAUACCCAGUCUGAUGUGGAUACUAGUACCAUAACCUCUGGCAUUUGGCAAUGGUGUCUCCUUCGUUCAUGGGUACGACAUUUCAAAACUGAGGGUGAACCUGAUGAUCCUAGCAUUGCUGAGGGAUAUGUUGAUGUAGUGGCAGUCAUUAACGCUUGUGACCCUCCGGUUUUGGUGUCUAUGUUGAUGUAGUGGCAGUCAUUAACGCUUGUGACCCUCCGGUUUUGGUGUCUUGAUGAUUACCAAGGCUCUCAUGACCAUGGACGCUUAAAUGUUCCAAUGAUGAAGGAACGAACCCAUACCUUCGGAGGAUAUUUUGAAUGAUCAUGCUUUUGAGGAAUACGAUGAGGAUGAUGACGCGCGAGGACGAGAUAGGACCUGGGGAUGUGAUGGUCAUGUUCUGCGUGGUGUUCAUUUUCCUUGUGCUUGUACUUGUUUACUCAUGUUUUGUUGAUGGGCGUGCGUCCCUUGGCAUGUGUGCCAUUCUCUCUUUUUGGAAAAAUGCUAGGGGAAAAAGAAAAAGAGAAAUUCGUAUUGGGCUCAAGUCUCAUUCUUACUGCAAGCCCAAUUCCUUUGCUCUGAAACCCUACAUUUUCUUGUUAUUAACCUACCGCCUCUCUCCGUUCUUCAGAUUGCAGACUUACGUACUCGAGGCGAGAGCAUCUGGGUUCACCUUCUUCCCUUCCUUUGAGCAGCGGCGGCGAGAACCAGGAUCUGCAAGGAUGGAUAACCAAAUCAAGUAUGCUGUUGUGGUGAGGGUAAUGGGUCGCACCGGAUCCCGGGGUCAAGUGACCCAGGUGAGAGUCAAGUUUAAUGAUGACUCCAAUAGGUUUAUCAUGAGGAACGUGAAGGGACCAGUCCGAGAGGGCGACAUCCUAACUCUUCUGGAGUCUGAGAGGGAAGCCCGGAGGCUGCGCUGAAGACCUUCUCGGGGGAUGGUAUUAUCGUUAGAGAGGGUUAUGAUUGUCAUUCCCUCUUUUAAGCUUUUGGUUUUUGGUAUGUUGGGAUGACUAUGUUCCUGUUUUUUGAAGUUUUCUUGAAAGUUUGGUUUAAAUAUGUUUGGAUGAGAAAUCAUGACUUGAUGGUUUUGAUCAUGUGAGACUUCCUUAUUAAGUAAACUAGUUGGUGUAUUGCUAAGUGGUGUGUUAUUUGUGUUAUGAUCAUUGCUUGUUCUUUAUGCCCACAACCAUUUUGUCAACUAUUAAGUUAAAUU
This is a messenger RNA of Cuscuta campestris, 1629 nucleotides long. Lineage: Eukaryota; Viridiplantae; Streptophyta; Magnoliopsida; Solanales; Convolvulaceae. The record is from the annotation of a GenBank genome assembly.